AUGUCGCUACAGGCAAACCCAGAGCUACAGACACUGCUUGGAGUCGCAUUCGCCCAGUACAAAACGGACCAGGGGAAGAUAAAUGCCAUUGAUUCCGUGCUGCGUGCACUCACUGCGGCGGCCGACGUGCUCAAGGCAGAGCGGAACGCAAUUGCGCCAAUUCACUCGCUGCCCAACGAGCUCCUGGCAGACAUCUUCUACCAUGUUCACUCCCCGCCACUGACCUCGCUUAUCAUCGUCUGUCGUCGCUGGCAUAAAAUCGCGCAACACACGCCACGGCUCUACGACCACCUGGAGUUCGACUGGAUCAUCAAACGCGAGCGAUUCCAGCGCCAGCUGCAGCUUUCUGGCGGCGUCCCACUGGUCGUGACCAUCGGGCGCCUGGACCCCAGCAAUAGUACUAGAGCAAUUCCGCAGUUGAUGCUAAACGCAGGUCGAUUAGCGCGUCUCAAUAUCGGCGCCAGUCUGAGCGUCAUGGUGGAGCUCAUAGACAACAUCUCUCGCCAUGAUUUCCCCGCACUCUUUGACCUACAACUAUCUGUCGCGCGUAUUGGGGACGAACUGGAUGAAUCGGGAAGCAUCAAGCCCAUUCCACUCCUCCCGAGCCAAGUACUCGACAUCCGUAUUCCUCGCCUCCGCAGACUUGACUUGGCUGAUGUCGAGCCUCCCUGGACGGCCAUCCACUCGUUACAAUCGCUCAAACUGAGCGCUACUCCGCAGGUGUCACUCACGAAUCCACUCGAGUUCAACGACCUAUUACAAGUACUUUCGGCUUGUCCGGGUCUGACUUACGUUUACCUUCGACUCCCCAUUAUCAUUGCCGCCGAGCAAUACUCCUCGGUUUAUCUUCCCCAUCUGGAGUUCCUCCACAUUCAAGGCCUACCAACCGUCCGUUCUCUACAAAGGUUCCUCCUGCACGUUAUCUUUCCGGCUACAACCAGCCUCGAUGUGGACUGCCCUGGCGUGUCUUCCGGCAAUGACAUCCGCGACAUUCUCGUUCCCGUCCAUAAACGGUUGCGCACAGUCGAUGCGCCGGUUGCCCGAAGCAUCACCUUCCAACUGUCCGAGCCAUAUCCCGGCCACAUCCGCCCGCUCACGGUGUCAACCAGCACCGAGGCAAACCGCUGGAAAGAGCGUGCCCGCGCAGCCAGCCUCAUCUUCUGUAUAUCCACAUAUCCUACGACACAGCCGCACACACGCCAAGUCCUGGCAAAAAUUCUCAACGCCGUCCCAACUGCAACCAUCACGCACCUGUUUCUCGGUAACCGCUUCUUCAGCACGUACCUCUCAAAGUCCGCAUGGCGGACAGUGCUCCCUGGCCUCCCCGCGAUCGAAUGCGUCGAUCUCAACGCGGGUGAGGGGUCGACGCCGUUUUGCGCGGCUCUGGCUGCCCUCGUCCGGGCCAGCAGGCCGCCGUUCCCGCUCCGCAAGAUAAAGCUCUCGAUCAUGUAUCGUGGGGAUGACGAGAUUGGGAGUAUCGAGCGCUUCGUUGAUGCGUUGAGGGAGAUGCUGCAGGAAUUCCUCGACGCGGACAGGCGAGUGGCAAAGCUGAAGAUUAAGGCGAGUCUGUACCACGAAGUCGAAUCGGAGGGUGUGGAUGGCCGAAUUGAUGAACUGCGCGGCCUGGUGGGGAGUUUGGACGUGAAACAGGGGUGGUAA
Mycena indigotica is the source of this 1659-nucleotide messenger RNA. Its product is annotated as UPF0538 protein C2C4.04c. The record is from RefSeq and is a predicted model, not a curated record. Lineage: Eukaryota; Fungi; Basidiomycota; Agaricomycetes; Agaricales; Mycenaceae. The transcript is spliced from 2 exons. The coding region runs from base 1 to 1659 and encodes 552 amino acids. Gene Ontology annotation, molecular function: protein binding.